UUUCUUCAACCCUUCCCUCUCGGUUUUUGUGUUCCAAAGUUUUCCUUGGAAGGACAUGAAUCAAAACUCGUUUUUAUGUGGUCUUUGAGGGCCAUCUAGAACAAUUUACCGGGGCACCCAUUUUAUCAAUCUCUCCCUCUCUAGAAUUCUCUAUCCUAGCAGAAAGAAGUGGAGAGAAGUAGCUAAGCAAUGGCAGUUUGCACAGUGUACACCACCCGGUCUCUCAGUUCAACAUGUUCAAUCUCAACACCAUCGAAAACUCGCCUAAGUUCUUACCAAAACCAGCUAGUCUUGUACAGCAGCGGCAAGAGAAGCAGCAAGAGAGGCAGCAGCAGCAGCCCAUGGGUGAUAAGCUGCUCAGCUGGUGACUCACAAACGGUUGUGAUUGGUCUGGCUGCAGACUCAGGCUGUGGGAAGAGUACCUUCAUGAGGAGGCUGACAAGUGUGUUUGGUGGUGCAGCAGAGCCACCAAAGGGAGGCAACCCUGACUCUAACACACUCAUCAGCGACAUGACGACUGUAAUAUGCUUAGAUGAUUAUCAUUCACUUGACAGAACUGGAAGGAAAGAGAAGGGAGUGACAGCCCUUGACCCGAGAGCCAACGACUUUGACCUCAUGUAUGAUCAAGUUAAGGCUCUCAAGAGUGGAGUUGCCGCCGAAAAGCCUAUCUAUAACCAUGUUACCGGUCUCUUAGAUCCUCCUGAGCUAAUUAAGCCUCCAAAGAUCCUUGUCAUCGAAGGCCUGCACCCCAUGUUUGAUGAGCGUGUGAGGGAUCUGUUGGACUUCAGUAUCUAUUUGGACAUCAGCAAUGAGGUCAAAUUUGCUUGGAAAAUUCAGAGGGACAUGGCUGAGAGAGGACACAGCCUUGAGAGCAUUAAAGCCAGUAUCGAAGCCAGGAAACCCGAUUUUGAUGCCUAUAUCGAUCCUCAGAAGCAAUAUGCCGAUGCGGUGAUCGAAGUGCUGCCGACUCAGCUGAUUCCGGAUGACAACGAGGGGAAGGUUUUGAGAGUUAGGUUGAUAAUGAAAGAAGGGGUAGAGCAUUUCAGUCCAGUUUACUUGUUUGAUGAAGGCUCAACCAUUUCAUGGAUACCCUGCGGAAGAAAGCUCACCUGCUCUUACCCUGGCAUCAAAUUCUCUUAUGGACCCGAUUCUUACUUCGGCAACGAGGUAUCUAUUCUGGAGAUGGACGGGCAAUUCGACAGAUUAGAUGAACUGAUAUACGUAGAAAGUCAUUUGAGCAACCUGUCUACCAAGUUCUAUGGAGAAGUCACACAGCAAAUGUUGAAGCAUGCUGAUUUUCCUGGAAGUAACAACGGAACCGGCCUCUUCCAAACCAUUGUGGGGUUGAAGAUAAGAGACCUGUACGAGCAAAUUACCUCUACCAAAACUGCAGCUCCACUAGAAGCAACAAAAGCCUGAAUGUCCUUUGGCUUUGGCUUCACUCUUUUCAGCUUUCCCCAAUUUCCACUUCCUAUUUAAAGUUUCAUUUUGAGUGUUAGGCUUUUGCUCUCCAAAGAACGAGUACGCCCUAUGCAUGUAUUUAUUUUCUUCUGUUGUAAUUUAGAAAAAUGAAUGCGAAAUCAAAUUAAAGUUAAGAAGUUCACAC
This is a messenger RNA of Hibiscus syriacus, 1606 nucleotides long. RefSeq names its product phosphoribulokinase, chloroplastic-like. The record is from RefSeq and is a predicted model, not a curated record. Gene Ontology annotation, molecular function: phosphoribulokinase activity; ATP binding. The transcript has 5 exons. Gene Ontology annotation, biological process: carbohydrate metabolic process. The coding region runs from base 190 to 1419 and encodes 409 amino acids. NCBI's taxonomy places the organism in Eukaryota, Viridiplantae, Streptophyta, Magnoliopsida, Malvales, Malvaceae. Gene Ontology annotation, cellular component: chloroplast; cytoplasm.